Messenger RNA from Marchantia polymorpha subsp. ruderalis, 1029 nucleotides. The record is from the annotation of a GenBank genome assembly. NCBI's taxonomy places the organism in Eukaryota, Viridiplantae, Streptophyta, Marchantiopsida, Marchantiales, Marchantiaceae.
UGGAACUCAGAGUUUACCUUCAUGCUUUCUACUCCAUCCAUUGAGAAGUCAUUCUCUGUCAUUCUCAGGUCUUCUGUGUUCUUCAUUUCCUCCUUCAACUAGUUACACACUGUUCAUUACCAGAGAUGAUUAUGAGGAUGCUAUCAUGUAUCUUCGUUCUAUUGGGAGCGAUUUUGACUCACCUUCCUGCUCACGGUCUGAGACUUAGUACUCGUGAAAGAGAUCCAGAUGCUGAGCAACCCAAGUAUAAUGUUUCUGCAGUAUCCCUGUUGCAAAAUGAGACUCAUGAUGAUGUUGGUGAGAAGCAUCUACUUCCUGCCGAAGAUGGAGACAAUUUUCACAGCCUCGAGCAAAACAGUGUUCGGAGCGGAUAUGACAAAGUAUUGCUUUACAAACUUUACCAGGAGACUCCUCACCACGACCAAGAAACGAACUCAAAAUGGUUACUGGACGAAAGGGGUCUUUUUUAUUAUAAGGUUCCCAUUGGUUAUGUCAUUGUGAAACCAUGGGUCUAAGUCUAGUGAAGGUUCUACUUUUCAAGUUAGUAGUCAGUAGUACAGCCUCAUUAACAGAUGCGUUCAUAACUCACUUACAGGCUUAGAUUUCAUCGGAUUUCGACAGCUUUGUCGAAAUCCGGCUAAGCUGUGGCAAAAACGUAAGUGUUGCAGAAAUGGUCACAAACUUUCCAAGACUGUUUCUCAAAGGGGAAAUUCGAAUGGAGAAUUUAUUUGAGGUUUCAGAUGGAUAUCUUACUUGCUGAUUCUAAUGCAUGGUACGUUAGUGUCCAGGAUAAGCUCUCUGGAUUUCCUUUUAGUUAAAUAACCAGGAAAUAUCUUGUAAGUAUAAUCGCCGUUGACAAGAUCGAAGUCAAUGUCUGCACGAGUUGAAGCUAACCAGUGAAUCAACUACAGACAUUGGCCCUUUCUCACAGUUCCUAUGGUCCAUGGCGCAAGAGAAAUACAUCUCUGUUGAGCUCCUUUGUAUGCCGAACUCAUGGUCUUUGUUAUACUUCUCCUCACCCUACUGCAA